GUGGAAGUGUGGAAGAUUUGGGUAAAUACAACAACAUAUGUUAUACAGGGUUGUCCUUGAAGCAAAGGAAAGUGUAGGAUGCAGUGUGUGAGAUGCUGGCUGCUAGCAGCGAUCCUGGUGCUGCUCAGUGUGGCUGGAGUCGACAUGGAGUACCUCCAAGCUGAAAACCUAAAUCUUCUUCCCCCUGAUGAGCACAACUUGGUGCUGAACGGUGGAAUGAGAGUGCUGCCCAGAGACUGCCAUGAAAUGCUGAUGACCUCUUCGGGCAAGGCCAGAGACGGGGUUUACCUGAUCCAACCAGGUGACCUCCGAAUCGUGGCCUAUUGUGCCAUGCAGGAGGGAGGCUGGACCGUGGUGCAGCAUAUCACCGUCAAUAGCAGUGUGGAUUUCGAUCGUACCUGGGCUGAGUACAAGAAUGGCUUUGGGGCUGUAACUGGUGAUCACUGGCUCGGAAACGAAUACAUUCAUCAGCUCACCCGUGGCCCUGGGCGCUACAAACUGGGAGUAAAACUAGUGGACCGAGAGGCCGUCACUAAAACGGGGGAGUAUGAUCCAUUCCUGGUGGAGGGUGAAUCAUCAGCAUACAGGCUGAGGCUGGGCUUGUUCCAGGGCUCAGCUAUUGACGCUCUGACCCUGGACACAGAGAACUACCUGCAUGACAACCAGCGGUUCACCACUAAAGACAGAGACAAUGACAACUACUUCCAAAAUUGUGCUAAGCUGGAGUUUCAGGGGGUGCCGGGAGGAGGUUGGUGGUACGACGCGUGUGCUGGUGCCAACCUCAAUCGCAGGAAUGUUAUCUACUGGCAGAAGGACUGCAAUAAGGAGCGACUGUGCAAGUAUGCAUGGAUGAUGGUGAGACCUUCAGACACAGUUAAACUGAUUCAAAGUGGAGACUGCAAGAAGGAUGAGCUAUGAGGAACCAGGAUUUGGCAACUAUUGAGGGCCAGGAGUUUAGUUUUUUUAAGGACAUUUUUCUUUGUGCUGGACAUGCAAUUUACCACUUUUAUUCAGAAAUGCAUGGACAGGAUCACAAAAUACUGAAAAGAACAAAAAAAGAAUCACAACAUUGAAAUACAGUAUAAAAAUGCAGUACAUUUUAGCUCCAUUGAUCACCAUGUCAAUACAUGAAGCAAAAGGUCUCAUAACUCCCCAAAUUGCAAGUGCAGAUUCAUCACAAUUACAAAAAGUGUUCAUGGCAUUAUAGCUUAUGACACAUGUACAUUUUUUUCCACGUCAUCUCUGAUCCAAUGCUUACACGAAGGAACAUUUCACAAAUAGCAUUUUAUUUGCCACAGUACAUUACACGUUUUCCAGAAGUACAAUGAACAUAUGAUGACAUAUUUACUAAGCUACAUUAAUUCAGAGGAAGAAAAUACUAUAUUUGAACGCAAAAAAAAUAUCCUUUAAAAGUUACAAUCUUGAUUAUGCAAGCAGGUUCUGACCUUAGGAAAACAUGUAUUAGUCCUUUAAGUUAAAAUAGCAACUUUAAAAUGUGCAUUCUCAAUACAAAUAAAAAAAUGUAAAUACCAACAGAAUACAUUUGCAUGUGUUUUGACUUUUUGGGUGUAAGAGCAUCAAUACAGGAGUUAUCAAAGGGUUGCAGCAAUUUGAUAUGAUACAGAUGUUAAACUGUGCAUCUUGAAUACAACAACGGUCUGUGUAAAAUAAUUUCAGUAUUAAUUGAUGGCAUAUCCUGCAUAAGCACAUCUAUUUUGGAUUUUUACGUUUUAGAAUAUAUUUACACUGUCACUGUUUGUUUUGGGGCACUUUUAUAAUGUCUUCCAUUUCCAAAGUUAUAAACAUCCACUAUAGCAGAACAACUGAUUAAUGAGGAACAUUGCAAAUUGUACCAGUUCCUUGACACAGUUUUAAUACUUUUGAUACUGGGUACAAUUCAAGUUCAUGAAGCUUACAUUAACAAUAGAAAGAAACAUACCUAACA
Notothenia coriiceps (black rockcod) is the source of this 1945-nucleotide messenger RNA. Its product is annotated as angiopoietin-related protein 1. The record is from RefSeq and is a predicted model, not a curated record. The transcript is spliced from 3 exons. Bases 79 to 918 code for a protein of 279 amino acids. Lineage: Eukaryota; Metazoa; Chordata; Actinopteri; Perciformes; Nototheniidae.